Molecule: messenger RNA, 10078 nt
Organism: Branchiostoma floridae (Florida lancelet)
Lineage: Eukaryota; Metazoa; Chordata; Leptocardii; Amphioxiformes; Branchiostomatidae
Exons: 15
Coding region: 889-9219 (2776 amino acids)
Cellular component (GO): membrane
Molecular function (GO): protein binding
Source: RefSeq, a predicted model, not a curated record
AUUCCCUGCCCUCCUGACACAUCACAUGUGGCCGUUUGGUCCGUUAGAUUCCGUUAUACCCAACCGGGAGAUUAGGUUAGCAUACCCCUGUCAGAUGUAGAGCUGCAGAUUGUAGAGCUAGUAUACCAGUAGGAAGCCAAGGAUUUCUCUCUCACAACUGAUGGUAAUUUGUUGCUUUACAGAGUGGAGUUACUGCAACGCAGACUUUUGCCAGGAUUUAGCCUUUCCAGUAUCUGUAGCUUGUAGGAAGCUGAGGAUUUCGAGAGGAUUUCUCUUGCUCAAUCGGCUGUAAGUUGUUGACCUUACAGUCAGCUACAAAACUACACUGGGAAAGUGGAGACCCUGUGCUGUAUGAGCCCAUGACACCAGAGUUUAAUUCUGCCUGGGAUGGCUUUUCCUUCCUGCAGCUGUCUGAAGUUUGAGUGCAGAAUUUUGUGAGGAUUUCUGUCUUACAACUGGUUCACAGUAACUUGUUGCCUCUCAGACGUACCAAACAGAACUACACAGAGAGCAAGAGUGGAGUUACUACAAACAAGGAGGUUCCAAUCUUUGCUGUGCCACUCGGAGUUUGACCUUGAUGGCUUUCCCGUAAAGAGUCAAGGAAGCUGAGGAUUUUCUGAGGAUUUCUCGCUUACAAUUGGUCGUAAUUUGUCGCCUUACAGAGUUACAAAACAAAACUACACUGGGAGCGAAAGUAGUAUCGGGCUACUACGACACUCACAGUACUCAGAAUUUGACAAGGAUGGCUUAUCUGUGAAGCUCAUGGGAACCUGAGGAUUUUCUGUGGAUUUCUCACUUACAUUUGGUUAUAAUUUGUUGCCUUACACAGAGUUCAAACUACAAACUCCAGGGAGUUACGUCAACGCUUUAGACUGGAGUUAAACCAGGAUGGCCGCCCUGGACCGGGAUCGGCUUCGCGAGAGGCUGGAGGAAACGUUACAGCGUAGCCGUGACGACUCGGACCGACAGCUGGACGCGCUGCUUGUGGAGGUGCGGGGGAUUCAGACAUGGCUACAGGACACGUUCGACCAGCUGGAGAUGCUGAGUGUAGCAGUCGAGGACGACGCUCCGCGGGGGGUCUCGGACGUCAGCAACCACAGACAACAUCUCCAGAGGUUACAGCACACGAUACGUGAGAACAAGAUCCCCGUACAGGUUGCCCUGCAGAAGGGGAAGCGUCACCUUGACCGAGAGCCGGACGUCUCGCUCCAGACGGACCUGAAGAACAUCCAGUACUUCUGGGACCUACUUCAGGGGAGGGUGGCGGGGCUACAGGAGCUGCUGGGGGAGGGGGGCACGGCCCCACCCCUGGGGACACCACAAUCCCACCCUGGGGAAGGUGGGACCACGUGUGACAACCAUCGGAGAGGCGGGAACCAAAACGACGACGGGUUUCCAAAAUCCUCGAACUUCCCGAGACCGAGUCACAGGAGGAUCGUGGAGAGGAGCACCCAGGGUCUGAUCAGAGCUGUGGAGAAGCUUCAGCGUCGGACAGACGAACUGACAAGUCCGGGGACAUCCCGGCAAACGACCCAGCAGACGACCUUGACGACUAUGAACCAGAGUAACCCGAUCUCCAUCAGCCAUGGCGGGUGUCGCCCGCCGGACAACCUCCUGGCCAGGGAGCUUUCCUCGUCGGACGAGAGUCUUAACGAACUCAUGAUCGACGUUAACGAGUACAUGGCUUCCCUGGUCGAGCUGGAGAACAGCUCUCUGGAUGAUGACGGUUACGGCUCCUUCGGGAAGAAGGGGCUCGAGUUCUUCUCCGGCGAAUCCGCAGAGAAUUCCGCUCAGGAGUCUCCGAGGAACAAGGGAGCCUGCGGCUUCAGCAGCGAAGACGACUUGGACGAAGCCGUGAGCUCCCUGGAGGACCUGCACAUGAGCUGGGAGUGUCUCUCCUCCUCCCCUCCCGCCUCCCUUCCUGUCUUUUACCGCCUCCCACAGCCCAAGCACUCCACCCCGCGGGCAGAGACGCAGGACGCACCUCAAGAACGUUCCGGAGUCUCCUCCGAGACUCUCCUCAAAGAUGAGAAGGGAGCUGAAGGGAGGAAGGAACACAAGGAGGAGGAAAAGAGCGUAGAGGAAGAGGAGACGACUGGCAACAGUUCUCCUUUAACGUUUGAGGUCACGGAUUCGCUUCCAGAAGCCAUCAAGGAGCAGUUUGAGGCCUUUGCAGAGGACCUGAAGACUCUUGCCGAGUUCCUUGAGAACAUGACGGAGCAGGCAGCAUCCUUCCAGACGCCAGGGGACGACCUGGUCAGCCUGCAAGUCUUCUUGGAGAAACACCUGGCGUUUAAGAUGCAGAUGGACACGCAGGCCGUCCUGCGCAGUGCAGUGGUGAAGGAGGGGCAUCAUCUGGCGGGGUCGCUGAGCACACAGGGGCCAGCCCUGGAGGCCGUCCUGCACACAAUAGAGCAGCGCUGGGCUCAGCUGGUCAGGACCCUCACACGGCAACACUGCGCCAUCAGCCUCGCGCUCGAGUCCUUCCGAAUGGACCUCGCCGCGCCACGUGGGGACGGCACCGACGGCGAGGACCUGAGGGAGGCGGUUGCCAUGGAGACGGCCCAGGAUGCGAUGGAGGAGAUGUCGCUGAAGCUGUCGGGGUCAGGGGUCAGCGACAGUCCCACCGACAUCAAGGUCAACUCCGUGGUCAGGUUCCACCUAGAGGAGCUGGCUGAAGAAAGCUGGGACCUUCUGAGCUCCUCGCCCGAGGACGGCCUCCUGCUGUCUCCCCACGGGUCCCCCCCUGGGGCAGGGGCGCACAGCUACGAGCUGUCGGACUUCACACAGCAGCACCAGGAGCUGGCCGAGUGGCUGGGCGAGAUCGAGGGCGUCCUCACCGACCGGGACGACCUCAUGAUGUCUGAAGAGCAGAUCAAACAUCUCUGUAAGAGCUAUGAGAUCGAGAUGGGACUGUACCAGCGCCGGCGCGACACCUUCCUACAGAAGGGUGAGCGUCUGAAGGCAGCGUACCCCGACCUGUUCUCGGACAUCAGCGACAAGCUGCUCGCCAUCACCAAGAAGUGGGAUCUGCUGCGCGUGAACCUCGCGCACGAGGGCGGGAUCACGCCGCCCGGCGAGAACGAGAUGGUACUAGCUGCCCUUGAGGCGAGUAUUGAGCACCUGCAGGCGUGGCUGUCGGACAUGGAGGCCAAGAUGUUUGUGAACGACAUCUACAACAUCAGCGGGGUGGAAGACCUGGAGGUCAGACUCAAACAGCACGAGGCCCUCCAGUUGGACAUCGAGGCGCACGCGCCGAGCAUCGCGUCGGUCCUGGAGCUGUGCGAAAAGCUCGAAGACGACUGCCACGCCUGCCGCACCUUCGAGGAGAAGCUAACUAACAUUUCCUCUCUGCUGUACACCAUCGCAUCGGUCCUGGAGCUGUGUGAAAAGCUGGAGGACGACUGCCACGCCUGCCGCACCUACGAGGAGAAGGAGGCCCUUCAGCUUGCCGCCAUCAACCUGGAGCGGCGCUGGGACGCCAUCUGCAUGCAGGCCAUCGACAUGCAGUGCCGGCUGGAGGAAAGGCUCUGCACAUACAGACAGGGCCUGUACCAGACCACGGUGGGGCGCUACGACCUCUCGUCUUCUGCGUCCACGUUGAGCGAGGUCGCCACGGGGUCGACCGACACGUCACUCGACCUGGAGGACUUCCCUUCCGACGCUGACGUCAUUCCCUUCGACGCCGGAGAGUACGAAUCCAUCGUGCACGGCAGCGCCGAAUUCAGGAAAACCAGAAAGCAUUCUUCUCGUCACCACAACUUCCAGACGGAAGCCCGGAGUAAGAAACAGACGGGAGAAAGGGGCCUUUCACACAGCGAUGGAGACGUCAGGCCAAAGAAGAGGACGCCAAAGAAGUACACGGACCAAAGGCACAGCACUUGCUCAUUGAACCCUUACAGUGAUGACUCUAUGUUCAGCAGGAACAGACGCUCGACAAGCGACAUUGUCCCACAAAAGACCCGUAAACCAAGUAAUAGAGAGCUUUACUUCAACAAAAAAACAUCCCAAUCCUCAUCAGUGGCAUCCGCCAUAGUGACAUUGGACUCCGAAGUCCUGCUGGCAGAGGGCGAAGGAGACAUAAGAGACGACAACUUGUUUGCCACGAUCAAGGGUGUUCUGGUGGACCGAACCAUGUCGCUCGACGAGGGGCUCAACGUCUUGGGCGUGGUGGAGAUCCACUCCGUCCCACAGGCCCUAAGCCUGUCCAAGAGGGAACUCUUCAGCAGGAUUGCCGGCCAUCUGAUGAGCUCUGCGCUGCUCACGCAGUCAGAUUCAGAACUGCUGAAGGCUCGGGACGGGAAGAGCAGGAUGAACUUCCCCCUGGUACCUUCAGAUUCAGACAAGCUGGAGGCUGGAGCAGCCUGGGCUGAGUUCUCCCCACAAGAGGAGGAGGAGAUGUACCACAGCAGGGAGAGUGGGAUAUCCAGCGACCAGGAUGAUGGCCUGAAGGAACAGGAAGAUGAGCUGGAGGAAGACCCGAGCUGGUACCACAGGCGAGACACUAAAUCAGGAGCGAAUCCUGAAUUUGUGGGAAACUCGGUCCACAAGGAGGGAGCAGCUUCAAGGGAUAGUGUUCGUAAGUCUUCAGAGAAUGACUCGUCCGCCGAAUCUGCCCAGGGCUAUCGCAAGUAUGGCCUGAGUGACAGGACCCUGGAGAUCCUUCAGGAGGUGAUGGAUACGACGAGUCCAUUCGUCUCCAAGUUGAGGCAGACAAACGGCAGAAGUAGGAGCGGCAGCGCAAGAUGCUACGAGGAAGAGGAGUAUGAUGAAAGGGAAGACAGUGUGGAUGUGGCAAGCUUGCUGCUGGGCUGUUACGACGAGGAGAGUGCAGCAGACUGCAUGGAGUGGGAUAGCGGCAUGAGCAGUUACGAGUGCACCCCGCUGUCGACUCUGGGGUAUGGGGAAGAGGACCGCAGGAGGUCCGACAGGAAAGGGGGAAGUCGUCAAAAGGAGGAGAGGCGUGAGGAAGAGAGCUCCGAGGAUGCGACUUCAGCUUUGUUUGCUACCACAGACGACUGUCCUGCGGAAUAUGCAGUACAAGGGGCGGACAUGGGAGAGCCAGACUGCACAACAGACAGUGCAACAAACGAGCUCUCUGAAGAGGCAUGCAAAACUUCAGAGGAAGACAGAAAGUACUUUUUUGGGAGGUACAGCAGUGGUGUUCAUGGGAACGAGCUCGCUUCGUGUGAGUCCAGGAUUUCUGGAACGUCAGAUACGACACAACAGGGAGGGGACGGAUAUGGCUGCAGCAGCUCUACUAGGGGGGAGGGAUCAUCCUUCCAUGGCCAUGCAGGGACAUUAAGUACCAGGAGAUGGCAGUUGCAUGAAGAGGAAAUGACCGGUAGUGAUGUUUUAUGGCACCGGAGGGACGGCCCAGGUAUCAGGCAGCUUCAUCCAUCAGCCAGUCUUAUCGGAGAUGUCGAUUACAGGGGGCCAAAGUCAGGUGUGCCUACAUCCCCAGAUAAGCACUCGGGACACGGCUCCGGAGCAGCGGAAUUUAUCACCGCGCCGGGAGAUAACGGCUAUCAUACUGAGGCAGCACGCCGCGUGUCAUUCGUCACCCUGGCGACAGGCCAAGCGGGAGCCGGGAGUGACAGGGGGACGUCGGGGAGCUCCGGGGACGGUGACAGUGAUGGGAGGAUGACAAAUGGUGCCUAUGGUAAUGGCAGCACGCAGUGCCACCGGCCAUUAGUCACCACUAAACACCUACAGGAGUGUGAAACGGGGGCCAGCACCAACAGAGACGCCGACAUGGUCGUGCAGAACGUCUACAACGGGGCCACCGAAGUGGUAACCAGGGGCGACGCUCUGGACCAGUUUGCCUCGAGCUACCUCACUGAUGGAGUGGCAGGAAGUUGUGAUGGAGAUGCGGGAAAUGGGCAUGAAGUGCUCCCCAACUCUUCUUCCUCUGGACCGGAGGCAGCAGCAUCGUCGGCAGAUUUACGACUUGGUCCCAGACCCACUGACAGCAGAGAUGUGCCAGCCUCCGCAAUAUCAGACUGGGACGGGAUCCAGGGCGGCAUCGGCGGAUCAAUACCUUAUCAUUCCUCCAGCACACUUUGGACUCAGGAGGGAAUCCUCGGCAAUCACCGACCGGCCUCACCUUCCGCAAAGUUUGAGGAUGAUGAAAUGUUCCGUCGCUUCCAAAGUCUGGAGAGGGAGUUGCUGGCAGAGGACGACUUUUUGGCCUUGCCGCCGUACUCCCGAAGAAUCGACGUGGGUUUGAUUGACGUCGAGGAAGACGACGCCCUGCUGAAAGGGGAGGAACGCUUCCGGUACCCUCCCUCAGGAGCCGACGCCGACCUUGAGCUCCUGGAAAAGAAGACUUACAAGCAGAUUGAUGACCUUGCGAGCAGCGGAGCCAUCUUGGAGGAGACAACAAAGAACCUGAAGGAAUUGCUAAAUGGGUUCGGCGGGCAGAGGCCGCCCCUGGAUGCGAGUGGAAGUGAUUCUGACGCCUCUACCGUUAAAGAGUCCAAUGAGACAACGCUGUCAGGAUCAAAGACUUUCCUCUCAGGAGGAGAGCAUGACUUGAAUGAGGAUGCGUCGUCCGGACCAAACUUUGAAAACAGAACAUGCACACUCCAAACUCGUGUGCUGGAAGAAGAAGAAGCAGAGAAAGACUUUGAAACUCCAGAAAUCGCCAACAAUAUCACAAUAAACUUGCAAGAGCAACACGAAACCCUCCAUGUUUCUGAUGGCAGCUCACAGGAGUUCCCACCACCUCCAGUCAGGAAAGAAAGUUGGGAUGUCACGGGGACCAAAGUUUCGGUUGAUGAGCAAGUGCAAGUGCCUCGUGCCUUUUCAAAUGAGGACAUAAAAACAAUCAAUCCAUCUGAUACAGAAAUUUUGGAUGCAGAAACUGACACUGUUGACCAUCAUCCUGACGGUAAGUCAUCAACGAAACAAGAUGUGAAUGGAGACCUGACUAUCAGCGAUCCUGGCUGUUUUGGACGGAGAAGGAUUGUCCCUCGUAAGAUCCCGCUGCAACGGUUCAUCAGCCCGAUGGCAGCGUUUGCCUCAACACACAUGGCAAACGGUGCCUGCGCUUACCAAAGGCAGGUAGAAGUAGUUCAAGACCAUCGAUGCCUUCACACUGAAGACGACGCUCUGCCACUGCAGCAAAAUAAUCACGAGACCAACGAGGUGCCACGUCACAACAGCGCAGUCGGAACCUCAAUAGGAACUGGUGAGACUGGUGGCCUUUGCAGUGGAAAAGAGGUUGGCAUGGAGAACGGCCUCAGUCCACCGUCCUAUGAGCAGGCUUGUGGAGAAGCUCAACAAGUGGACGGACUGUGGCUUAGUGAAGACAGUUCACAGUGCACACGUGGUGCAAACUUUUCAUCAGUUGGGUCUGCUACUGGUCCUUCAAAGACAGAGGAGGAACUUUCCUGUCAUGCAGAACAGUCGAGCGCAUUCCAGGCAAUAGUAAACAGCAUUGGCGUCCAACAAGAAGAUUGCGAUGUAUCAUUUUCUAUGGCCACUGAAGGUGCAAACAAUGCACAGAGCAACCACAGCGUCCACCUUGAUGCUAAAGUUCCAAGCAAUGCUGACAUUGCUGUCAACUUGUCAGGGUGUACUGGUGAACCUGAACCCACAGAACAGAUAACUACCAUCGGCACCAGUGCAGAAGCCCAGCUGAAAGUCACCAGCAGUGAGUACAGGCCAGUCCAGGUGGACCGCAAGGUGUGCGACGGGCAGUUCACUGCUAAGGAAUCUUCUCAACUGGUUCUGGAGCCAGCAGGCGGAGAAGACAACUCUCCAGUCCUCGGUGAUACUCGGCAGCUCGGUGAGAGGGAACCAUCAUCAACUGCAUACUCAGCAACCAGUGAAGUGGACAACAGACAGACUCCAUCCAACCUCUCACUAGCAACUACACAACAGAUUCUGCAUAGUGUGAACGGAGGAUCUGUGACAACUACCAAUACAGACAGCUUGUCCACCAGCCGGGCCAGCUCUAGGGACAUCUCCCAAACACCUGAUGAACCAUCUGUUCCAUCCAUACACCACCUGAUGACUGACACCUGUCAAUCAAAAGUACCGCAGGCUGACCCAAAAUCUAUCCAGCCAGGCAGCAACAUCGGAACAUCAGCGUUCGACAAGGAUGGGUUCCGGCUGCAACUUCUCAGCAAAGAAGAACAUGGAAAAUGUUCUUCUUUACAUCCUCAGCAUCCCAAACGUUCUUCCUCACAUCAUCAGCAUCCCAACGGUACCUUACCUGGAGGAGUCGCUAUUGCACAACGCAGGACUGCUUUUUCACUGACAGAUGCCUUAAAAGUUGAGGAACCCCAAGAUGAGUCUCCAGAACAGUCGGAUGGUAGCACUCACUCAGAUGCUGUGGAUGUGAGUGAGUCACAUCAGGCACUUCAGGGUUGUGGUUCCCAGGGAAGAGAGGAGUCAGCUGUAAGGUAUGGAGGAGAAACAAGCUCAGGCCAUUCCAGAGACGAAGCUGACAAGAUUUCCUCCCAUUCUGACGUGAUGUGCAUCACAGAAAGUGCAGGAAGCUCCCAGGGACAGGAUUUAGACAGCCAGAGUUGUACAGACAUUGCUUGUACUGAAGGCACAGUGUUGUGCGGAAAGGAGUCACAGGCCACUGUGCAAACACUCCAGCCCCAUCAUGGGACAGACGCUCCCUCCCACAACAGUCACACGCUCGGCCGUCCCGAGCCACAGACACUCGCAGGAAGCAGUUUGUCAUCGGAGUCGGGACACACAGAUGGGACGCUACCUCCACAAGUAGAUGUGACUUCUCAAGCGACACCUGCCUCCACCACAAGGUGCCAAGACCAGCUAGAGCCUGGCGAUAUCCUGUUGCCAUCGCAACAACGUAGCAGGUCGACUGGAGCAGACAUGUCCAACGGGGGCAUGCCCCAUGCAGGGCCGCCAUCCCCCCAUGCAGAGCCACCAUCCCCCCAUGCAGAGCCUCACAUCAGGCGCAGAAAACCAGAGCAUGUGGUCCGCCCGGCAGAAGAACACAGCAAGAGUUCUGAAGGCAGCGCGCCCCUGGAGGCAGGUCAUGAGGAGACCAGGUCAUGGCCCCGUUUGGAGCGAGUGCUGCGAUUGGCUCUCCCGGUCCAGGCCCUCCUCUUCCUGAUGCUCCUAUUGGUCAGCCUCCUGCCGCUGAUGCUCGAGCCGGAGUGUUGCUCCACGGCGAACAACUUACACCGCUCCAUCCACCCGACAUUGCGCCACGUCAACGGGCCCUCCCCUACCUAGUCAGCCCAUCAUCCAGCCGGAGUAUCACACGACGGCAAACAACUUAGAUUCCUUCUGACAAGACAAAACUCAGAUGAAGGACUGUCGUGGAUUGUCAUGUUGCAGGAAAAGUGUAGCCUGGGUACCAUCCUAUUUCUACCGGGGCUCCUUACACUCCCCCGGUAGAAUACGGAUGAUACUCAGGCUAGGAAAAGUGUUGCACGACAGUGAAAAACUUACAUCGGUACAUCCAUCCAACCUUACACGUCCCCACCUAGACCACUAGCAUAUACACAGAACGUAAUGCGCUUGUGGUACAUAGCCUGGGAUCCAUACCUACAUGUUUAACUGCCCGGUCUUUUUCGUCACCUUUGGUCAAAGUUGUAUCCGAGUAAUAGCCAUUGUAUACAAUCUCUCUUAGUCUCUUUGGAGUUUGGACACAACUGACUGACCCUAUAUACUGGGUUUUACCAGUAACCUCAUAUACACAACCCUGUAUGCUGAUGUUCUGGUGACUUGAUCUGUGCACCCUUCUCUGGCCAAAGUGUUCCACUAACAACUUACAUCCGUCCAUCCACCCAACCAUACGUGCCCUCCCCUCACAGGGUACACCCACAUCGUAUGCUUGCAGUCCUGCCCAGUUUCAGUGAGGCUCAUUAACAGAUGCCACUGGGGAAAUUUGCCCUCCCUGGCCAGAAUUCCCUUGUUCCUCUCUUAUAUUCUGUGUACACGGUCCGUAUGGCUUGACCACCAGAGCAAAGAAAAGUGUUACGAAAUAUGUAUAUGCAGAGGCUUUUGUUACAACUUUGAUAUUUGUGAAAGCAAAGAUAUUAUAUGACACAAAAUGUACAUGCUUUGAGGUUUUCAAAACUUUUUAGUU